Messenger RNA from Fusarium falciforme, 1083 nucleotides. RefSeq lists its product as hypothetical. Bases 1 to 1083 code for a protein of 360 amino acids. The record is from RefSeq and is a predicted model, not a curated record. The transcript has 2 exons. Lineage: Eukaryota; Fungi; Ascomycota; Sordariomycetes; Hypocreales; Nectriaceae.
AUGAAGAAUGGCAAACGAGCCCGUACCAAUGUCAGGCAGUCCAAGUUUGGUUGUUUCAAGUGCAACCAGAUGCCAUUGGUGUUUAAGAAACUUGACCUCCAUAUCGCGACCUUCUCCUUCGGUAGGUCGCCAGGUCUUCCACUUUCGAUCAGCAACUCGCCUGGCAUCUUUACUUCAACGCCAUUGGAUGAGGUGUUCUUUAACAUCCUACAUUGCUGCUAUCACUUUAUCUCAACCGCGGUUGAGUAUAGAUACGUCAACCACCGAUUUAUCCCACGGGCUUUACUCAUCGAGCAAGGCCGCCACCUAGCUACUUUGCGGCAAUGGCUUUCCCUAUCACAACCACCAUCUUCGCCCCUCUCUUCCCACCCCAACGAGAACGAGCACACUCUGGUUCUUCGGGCUCAAUGCCUGGCAGCAUUCAUCUACACUGGAACCAUCCUUGAGCCAUACGAGGCAGGCUACGAUAACUACAGUCACUGCUUCCAAGAAAUUCUCAUCUUGGCUGAACAAGUCCUCCGCCAAUCCGGAUACGAUAGUCCCAACGAUCUUUCUCGGAAUGCUUUGGAGCCUUUUACGCCCGAGAUGGGCAUCAUUCAUCCUAUUUUUCUGACGGGGCUGAAGUACCGGCACCCUUUUUGGCGUCGAAAGGCUAUUGACCUCCUGCGACGAAGCGGAAGGGAAGGCCCAUGGUGUGGAGCAACGGAAGCCUCGGUUCUCACAACUGUAGUAAAGGCAGAGGAAAGGCUGGUCAAUGACCCCCUAUGCGGCUCGCUUCCUAUUGAAAACUCUUCACUAGAUGGAACGUGGAGCAUUCCGGAAGGGAAGAGAAUUCAUACAUGUUGGGUGGUUCGCUUCCUGGACCAAAAGCUCCAGCACAACAAGAAGGAGCGCACAAAUCAGCAGAGCAGCUAUCAGGUUGCCGAGGUUCGAUUGACCAAAUGCAAAGAUAUUGGUGGCAUGUUGCGAGCGGGGGAAUCAGAGACCAGUCAGGAUGCAUGGCGAGAUCCUUCGCACUGGCACUCGUGGAUAGAGCAUGCGCUAGUACCGGAGACACUGGCUGGGCUCCCCGGUCUCGGAUAA